AGAAAAUGAUCCACAGCCUGUUUCUUAUAAACUGUUCUGGUGAUAUAUUCUUGGAGAAGCACUGGAAGAGUGUUGUGAGCCAGUCUGUGUGCGAUUAUUUCUUUGAAGCUCAGGAGAAGGCAAUCGAUGUUGAGAAUGUGCCUCCUGUCAUCUCAACUCCACAUCACUACCUCAUCAGCAUCUACCGGGAUAAAAUCUUCUUUGUGUCUGUCAUACAGACAGAAGUGCCACCACUCUUUGUAAUUGAAUUUCUGCACCGAGUAGCAGACACUUUCCAGGAUUACUUCGGCGAAUGUUCUGAGACUGCAAUUAAGGACAAUGUAGUAAUUGUGUAUGAACUUCUAGAAGAAAUGCUAGACAAUGGCUUUCCACUGGCAACAGAAUCUAACAUACUGAAGGAGCUGAUUAAGCCUCCCACAAUUUUGCGCUCUGUGGUCAACUCCAUCACAGGCAGUAGUAAUGUGGGAGACACACUUCCCACCGGACAGUUGUCCAACAUUCCUUGGCGCAGAGCAGGGGUAAAAUACACCAACAAUGAAGCCUAUUUUGAUGUUGUUGAAGAAAUUGAUGCAAUUAUAGACAAAUCAGGUUCCACAGUCUUCGCAGAAAUCCAAGGUGUUAUUGAUUCGUGUAUUAAGCUCUCUGGAAUGCCAGAUCUUUCUCUGUCUUUCAUGAACCCACGGCUGCUGGACGAUGUCAGCUUCCAUCCGUGCAUUCGGUUCAAGCGCUGGGAGUCCGAGAGAGUCCUUUCCUUUAUUCCUCCCGAUGGCAAUUUCAGGCUGAUCUCCUACCGUGUCAGUUCUCAGAACUUGGUGGCAAUUCCUGUAUAUGUGAAACACAUCAUCAGUUUUAAGGAAAAUAGUUCUUCAGGAAGAUUUGAUGUUACCAUUGGACCAAAACAGAAUAUGGGGAAAACAGUAGAAGGAGUUAUCAUGACAGUUCACAUGCCAAAGGCUGUACUUAAUAUGAACCUCACUGCUACACAAGGCAGCUAUACAUUUGACCCAGUUACUAAGGUGUUAGCGUGGGACGUGGGCAAAAUUACCCCUCAAAAGCUACCAAACCUGAAGGGCAUAGUGAACCUGCAGUCUGGAGCCCCCAAGCCAGAGGAGAAUCCAAGUUUAAACAUCCAGUUUAAGAUACAACAGCUUGCAAUUUCAGGACUGAAAGUGAAUCGCCUAGACAUGUAUGGUGAGAAAUACAAGCCUUUUAAAGGUGUCAAGUACAUUACAAAAGCAGGAAAAUUCCAAGUCAGGACAUGAGAAGAUGCUCUACUUCUAAGAGGAAAUUCCCCUUAAAUAAAACUUGACUGCUUAGUGACUUAUGUUGCUAUUAAUUAGGUGCCAAUUAAUUAAUAGACACCGAUUAGUUUGGGAUCAAAGCAUUUGUGCACAGCAGCUCUUAAAAUGAAAGCAUAGCUUAGUUUUUCUUAAUAUGGCUUUAAAAUAAGGUACUUUUUUUCUAAUACACUUUCACUCUUUUUUUACUGACUUGUUGUGCUGGUGAGUAGUUUGAUAUAGGCAAUCCACGAAACGUCACAAACACUACACUGCCAGUCAGAUACCAAAGCCCAGAGGCCAAGCACAUUAUGAAGGCCAGACAGGCCACUGGAAGAGUCUUCUGGUGGCAUGUUUUGCUGCUGCAGCCGCCUGCAAAGAAAGCUGAGUUACUGUCCCAGCCAGCUGCAAGCUGGCAUUCCACAAAGCACCAUGUAAUCCCUUCAGAAAUAGCAGCAGCGAGAGGGGCUGAGGUCCCCCAGGGGCCUGGGACAUAGCAAGUGUCACUCCUGAGAAGCUUCUGAUGAAGUAAAUAAUAAUUCCUGUGUUGUUUACAAGAAAUCGCCUUUCUUAAGAAGCAUUUGCCUUAAUCAGCUUUCACUUCUGCCAUCUGCAGAUGAGCUGAUAAAAAUAACAUCCUGCAUUAAAUCUGGGAGGUGAUUGUUGCUUCGGUAAUCCACUUUCUUUCCAUUCAAUCUCAUCAUCCCCAUCAUUUUUUUUAAGAAUACAGUUGCAGAGAGUAAGAUCUAUUUUUUAUGUGAAGCCUUUGCUUUGAUUUAGAAGUUCCACUUGUUUGAAGUGGAUGCCACCAGAUUUGUGCCGUGUGUACCUUGGAGCGUAGCUUUUUAGAUAGCACAAUAGAAGUGUCAAGUGUAUUUAAUGGUUGUGUGCUUUAAUGUUAUGAAAUAAAGGGAACUCUACUGCAAA
Acanthisitta chloris (rifleman) is the source of this 2204-nucleotide messenger RNA. Its product is annotated as AP-3 complex subunit mu-1. Gene Ontology annotation, biological process: intracellular protein transport; endocytosis. The coding region runs from base 6 to 1262 and encodes 418 amino acids. Lineage: Eukaryota; Metazoa; Chordata; Aves; Passeriformes; Acanthisittidae. Gene Ontology annotation, cellular component: clathrin adaptor complex; cytoplasmic vesicle. The transcript is spliced from 8 exons. The record is from RefSeq and is a predicted model, not a curated record.